Molecule: messenger RNA, 720 nt
Organism: Wasmannia auropunctata (little fire ant)
Lineage: Eukaryota; Metazoa; Arthropoda; Insecta; Hymenoptera; Formicidae
Exons: 4
Coding region: 1-720 (239 amino acids)
Source: RefSeq, a predicted model, not a curated record
AUGAAUUUCUACGUUCCGCUGAAGGAUGAGGCGAUCGAGAGACCAAUUGCGUCUCAUAUUUCGAAGACGCCUCGUAUAUUGGGAAGAAGAUUCGCUCUAACAACCACCAAUUUUAAAUAUCUGGAUAUUGGAAUCAGCGUGGGAUCUAUAUCUCAUGUGGAAAUACUUAUUGGUGACAACCGAGGCAAUCAUAUUAUCCUGCCUUAUGGAAUGUGGAGGAUGUUUAUUGAGAGACGUAUGGAUAUUGAACAAUUUCUGCAAUCAAGCGUUCCAUCCUCACUACGAAUUCAAGAUUUAACGGACGCGAGCUCGGUUGGAUUGGGAGCGGUGUUAGCGCAGACUGUCGGAGGAUCUAAGCACGUGAUCGCGUUCACGAGUCGCGCGCUGUCGGAGGCCGAGAAAAGCCUACGGUGGCUGCAUAACCUGAGAAAUCCGUCAGGCAGGUUAGCGCGAUGGGCUCUUGAAUUGCUCGAGUACGAGUACGAGAUCGAACAUCGGAAAGGGGCCAUGCAUCACGUGCCGAAUGCGUUGUCGCGCAUGUAUGAAUCCGACGAAGAACUUUGCGCUGCCGUAGUGACCGCGGACGAGUGGUACAAUAAUCGCAUAGAGGCGGUGAUGAGACACCCGGAGAGACAUCCGGAGUGGCGCGUGCGAGACGACGGGUUAUACUUUCGCAAGCCGCGCGCGAUGUUGGAGGUGAACGGAGAUCGCGACGAGUAG